Anopheles nili is the source of this 1290-nucleotide messenger RNA. RefSeq lists its product as uncharacterized. Gene Ontology annotation, biological process: phospholipid metabolic process; arachidonate secretion. NCBI's taxonomy places the organism in Eukaryota, Metazoa, Arthropoda, Insecta, Diptera, Culicidae. Bases 1 to 1290 code for a protein of 429 amino acids. The transcript has 5 exons. The record is from RefSeq and is a predicted model, not a curated record.
AUGUGCUGCAGGCCUGUGGGUUGGUCGUCCUUUGUGGUGCUGGGAGUCCUGGCGAGGUUGUCGUUGGUGUUUGGUGGACUUUUGAAUGAUUCCACACCGGCUGCUACUACGGGAGCUCGGGAUGCGCGAUUUCUCGCGCUAGGUGACGCCAGUGAAGAGUUCAGCUUGUAUCCGACGUACUGGAGCUCCGCUGACUUCACCGGGGAGUCCACGGAUGGGUACGACACGACGGCAGAGGAUGAUGGAGAGUUUGUGCGGCUAGAGGAGGGUGGAUCGGAUUUAAACCCUGAUCCGUACGAGCUGGAUAGGCCGGGGCAGUAUGGAUUAGGCGCAGGAAGUUAUGGAAGUGACGGCAGAUACCAGGAACUAACCUCCGGUGACACUUCGCGCACUCCCUUAGACGAGGACAGCCCCUACUACCCACCGAUGGUGGCGGACCAGUCGCAAGACGAACCAGUAGUGAUGGCCCCCCCGCCGUCCGUAUCACGUGUUUCAGAGUUUGUCCGGGGUAUGCUGCAGCGUUUCGGGGUAUAUCAGUACAUCGAGGCGUACCAGAACAAGGGCACGACCAGUAGUAUCGAAAGUCCCGUUAGCACCACCGACAGUACCUCCACAGGGGGUCUAACCUCGCACAUCCAGCGCAUCAUUCCGCACCGAUUCCGGCCACACUUCGUCAACACGGACAAGGGUUUGCGCAAUAUUCCGGCACAAUUGAACGACGGUCAACUCCAGCUAGCUCCGGAGGAUGGAACUACUGGCACUACGACCACCGGGCAGCAGAACAACGGACAAUCGGGGAAGGGAACUGGUGCUGGAGCGGGUGGUAAGACCCCAGGAAGUACCAGCACGAUCGGUUCACUCUUCAGCAACUUCAAGCGCAAGCUCAAAGCCAUCUACCCGGGCACAGUUUGGUGUGGAGAUGGCAACCAGGCCAAGAGUGAAGAUGACAUCGGGUUCUUCUACCUCACUGACACCUGCUGCCGUGCGCAUGAUCUCUGUCCCAUCACGAUCGCGGCUGGUGAACAGUUUAACAGGCUGAAGAACAAUGGCUACUUCACACGAUCUCACUGUGACUGUGAUACACAAUUCUUCAACUGUCUCAAGAACGCCAACACGCUCGUUUCGCGCCAAAUCGGCUACACGUACUUCAACCUGCUGAAGCCCCAGUGCUUCCGGUUCGAGCAUCCUAAGCUAAACUGCACCAAAAGAAGUAAAGGCAAAUGCCAGACGUACGUGGUGGAUGAGAAGCAGAGCAAACAGUGGCAGUGGUUUGAUAAUCUCAUCUUUUAG